This is a messenger RNA of Molossus molossus (Pallas's mastiff bat), 4248 nucleotides long. Its product is annotated as RNA-binding protein 4B. Gene Ontology annotation, molecular function: mRNA binding; zinc ion binding. The transcript has 3 exons. Bases 99 to 1175 code for a protein of 358 amino acids. The record is from RefSeq and is a predicted model, not a curated record. Gene Ontology annotation, biological process: mRNA splicing, via spliceosome. Gene Ontology annotation, cellular component: nuclear speck. NCBI's taxonomy places the organism in Eukaryota, Metazoa, Chordata, Mammalia, Chiroptera, Molossidae.
GUCGCGCCGAGGCUCGAGCGGCCUUCGCCAUUUUGUAGGGUUCUCUCUGACGCGGGAGCCGCCGCCGCCGCCGCCGCCACCCGGAGGCUCUUGUCAGGAUGGUGAAGCUGUUCAUAGGAAACCUGCCCCGGGAGGCCACAGAGCAGGAGAUCCGCUCACUGUUCGAGCAGUAUGGGAAGGUGCUGGAAUGUGACAUCAUUAAGAACUACGGCUUUGUGCACAUAGAGGACAAGACGGCGGCAGAGGAUGCCAUACGCAACCUGCACCACUACAAGCUGCACGGGGUGAACAUCAACGUGGAAGCCAGCAAGAAUAAGAGCAAAGCUUCAACCAAGUUACAUGUGGGCAACAUCAGUCCUACUUGUACCAACCAAGAGCUUCGGGCCAAGUUUGAGGAGUAUGGUCCAGUCAUCGAAUGUGACAUCGUGAAAGAUUAUGCCUUUGUACACAUGGAGCGGGCAGAAGAUGCGGUGGAGGCCAUCAGGGGCCUUGACAACACAGAGUUUCAAGGCAAAAGAAUGCAUGUGCAGUUGUCCACAAGCCGCCUUCGGACUGCCCCUGGGAUGGGAGACCAGAGUGGCUGCUAUCGGUGUGGGAAAGAGGGGCACUGGUCAAAAGAGUGCCCAGUAGAUCGUACAGGUCGCGUGGCAGACUUUACAGAGCAGUAUAAUGAACAAUACGGAGCUGUGCGCACGCCCUACACCAUGGGCUACGGGGAAUCCAUGUAUUACAACGAUGCAUAUGGAGCACUUGACUACUAUAAGCGUUACCGGGUCCGCUCUUAUGAGGCAGUGGCAGCAGCAGCAGCAGCUUCUGCGUACAACUACGCAGAGCAGACCAUGUCCCAUCUGCCUCAAGUCCAGAAUACAGCUGUGACCAGUCACCUCAACUCCACUUCUGUUGAUCCCUACGACAGACACCUAUUGCCGAACUCAGGUGCUGCCACCUCAGCUGCUAUGGCUGCUGCCGCUGCCACCACUUCCUCCUACUAUGGAAGGGACAGGAGCCCCCUUCGUCGUGCUACAGCUGUGCUCCCCACAGUUGGAGAGGGCUACGGUUAUGGGCCAGAGAGUGAGCUGUCUCAGGCUUCAGCAGCUGCACGGAAUUCUCUGUAUGACAUGGCCCGGUAUGAGCGGGAGCAGUAUGUGGACCGAGCGCGGUACUCAGCCUUUUAAAAGCUGGAGGUGAGAGCGGGGUGGGUGUGGUUAAGAGAUUCCAUUUAGUUCCCUUGAAAGAGACCCAUGCUGCAUAGGGGAAGCUAAAGCCAUCUGCUAUCAGGACAUUAGUAUCCAAAAGGUAUACAUUAUAUGUUAGUCUUAAAUAUUUCUCUAGCUUAAGCCAAAGGUUCAUUUCACCAUCUUGUUCCCUCUGAGAGAACAAACUCAGUUUGUUAGAAUAUUGUUCUUUAACCAAGUGUAAGCAGAUCUGGGUUACAGAAAUAUAGUUAAGAGAACUAACAUUUGUUGAGUGCCCUCUGUAUUUAUUAUUUAAUCUACACAGUAAGUUUUUAAGAUAUGUUCUGUUUUACAGAGAAGGGAACUAAGCCUCAGAGAGGUUAAGUACUUUGCCUGAAGUCAUCUGAUAAUUGAGAGGUAGAGCCAGAAUUCACCCCUGGCUGACUCCUAAACCUAUCCUCUUUCCACUGAAGUCACUGUGGUUUAAGAUGAAGAAUACAGGUUCAGGAGUUAAUGUCACGGUGAGAAUUUUAACUGUAACUUUAGACUUCCAGCUGACUAAUAAAACGACGACGUAGGUCAUUAGCCUUUAUCAGAGGAAACUCUUCUAAUAUAUAGCUAUGAGUCAAACAAAGUUCUAUAAGAUACUUGCUUGAAAGUGGAAUGUUUUGAUGCCACUGUCCCGUGAAGUCCUUCCCUUGUUAGUAGUCUGGAGCAUCGCAUUCUACAUGAGCACUUAAGCUGUACAUCUCUGCAUAGCCAAUGAUGCUAUCAUGUAGAGUCUGAUGCUUCCCAUUUUUGCCAGCAAUUUUUGUUGUUUGUUUGUUUGAAAGUAGUAUUUAAGGAACUAGGUAAACCAGGAUAUCUUUUGAUGUGUAUAAAAUCCCAUUGGUGCUGACCCUGGGAAGUUAAUUUUUCCUACUUCAGAUGUAUACAAAACAUGUUAGAAUGGCGAGAAUAAUUGGGAGUAUCUCAAGAUUGAUAAAUCUCUUCAUCCGAGUGGAAAUGGUAUGAUGACAACUUUCUAUUCUCAUGGUUUUCCUAGUACCUUGAAAUUGAGAAUCACUUGAAUAGGAGGCCUAGUAGCAAAGUUAGUUUCCACUGAGUUUUCAGGGUUCCUAACAUCCCUUUGGUAUAUGUUUAGAUGAAAACAAAGAAAUAGGAAUUUUCCUGUUUUCAUAGUGAGAAGCAAAUGUGGCAUGAACUUGUGGCAAGUGAUAUCCUUAAGACGAUGACAAGACUGGGACCUCCAGAGACCAUUGUGUAGCAGUGUGUGUUCAUGUGCAUGAAGUGGAUAACCUUACAAUUUGUGUAGUUUGCCAUUAAUUUUUACUUUUAAUGCAGCUGAAUCUGCCAUGAAGUGGGAUAUGCCUCUAAAAUAAUGUGGUAUUAUCUAUCAGAUAACUUCUGUUUCUUUUGAAUAUGUGUCAAAGUUAAAUAUUUAAUAGUAUAUGUGGUCUUUAAAGGGUAUUGCCUAGGUAUUUUAAAGUGAAUUUUGACUGCAAGCAGUGGUUGUUCAACUAACCUCUUUUUAAUGAUGACUUUUAAAGAAACUUACCUUCCAGGUGUGAACCUCAAAUGGACUGAAUAACCCUGAGUUGGUUGCAGUCCCAGGAGCCUGAUGUUAAUGAGGCUGCCAGGAUGAAAUACUCCAGAACUGUUGGGGAUCCAAAUUCGGGUCUCACCCUAGCAGCACUGAUUCAAGAACGUCACAACUUUUGAAGUCGAUUGGCACAGAUCAAGACCAAGAUUUGGCCCUUUGUCUGUAAUAAGUAGAGGAGCUUGGUGUGAGUUAACUUUUUUUUCCCCCCAGCCAUUGGUGUCUGGAGCUUCCAUCAUCAAUGGAAGAAUUAGAGAAUUAUAGGAUUUCUUCUUUUGAUUUGAAAAGGGAGAUGUGGUCAAUUAGGGGAACUACUAGAAUUGUGGCUCUAAAUAUAUGACUAUGACAUGUAGGUAUGUUGGAGGGUAAAUGAACAGUCCUUGAUACCCUUUGUGAUUGCUAUUUUUGAAAACUUGUUUACUAUGAAAGAUUAAAAUGAAACAAAUUUAGAAUAAGUAAUGCAGUUGGCCAUAUUUGAGAUCUUGGCAUCUUCUGCUUUUCCUGGACCCAAAAAUUAAAUUGCAGUUCUUGAUAAUAUCUGUAUGCCCUUUGGUGUAGUAACAGUAGCCUUGUAUCACAGAGGUUGUUUGGCCUAAAAGAUGGAUUAGAAAAUGAGAAAUGUGUAUUUAUCACCAACACAGCAGUCUUCCAGAUAGAUUGUUUCUUGUUCUAUUAUUAUAGGUAUAAGUAGAUUCCUAUAUAUAAUCAUUAGAGUCCUGGGUAAUUACAUGGGAUAGGUUUGAUUCAGUCUGACUUGGUUUUGUUUUGUUCUUUCUUCUUUUCCCCCUGGAAUACAGGACAGGACCCAGGGCCCUUGUACUCGGAGCCAAGCUGCUCUCCAGGCAUUGUGUAAGCCUCUUGUGUUGUGCUCUCUUUCAGGUAGGAUAAUUGCGGACUGAACCCUCGGGCUGCGGUCAUAUAUGAGAACUUGCUCCGCGCGGUCCCCUUUGCCGGGACGUUUCCAUUGCUUCAUGUUUCAGUAAACAAAGGAGUUUGUGACCAACUAUGUUUUCUUUCUUAAUUUAAUUCUUCUAAGUUGACUUUUCUUUCCUCCUGAUACAAGUGUCUGUAGCCUUUCACUCUAUUCCUUACAUUCUCAGCCUCUGAGCAGCCCUAGGUAAGGAUUUUGCUGGCAUCCCCUUUUUCCUGUACAGUGGAACCCCUCUUAUCUUGCUUUCCUUAGGAGUUGAACCCUUCUCCCUUUCUACCUGCAACCUCUCCUUUCCCUUUAAAAUGACCAUGUAGUGGUAAGCAACCUUUUACCUCUUCUCUGUUAGCUCUGGACUCUAACAUUGAAGCUAAUCUGAAAUUGCUAGGACCACUGGGGUGGGGUUGGGGGGUGUUUUGUUUUGUUUUGUUCAUGUCUGACCUGUGAUCGUGGUACAGCAUUAGCUGAAAUUUAGCCUUGUUUUACUCCACUCCUCCCACCUUUUUUUUUUAAUAUUUUGACAAAUAAACGUUUCUAACACUUAA